This is a messenger RNA of Nerophis lumbriciformis (worm pipefish), 13911 nucleotides long. The record is from RefSeq and is a predicted model, not a curated record. NCBI's taxonomy places the organism in Eukaryota, Metazoa, Chordata, Actinopteri, Syngnathiformes, Syngnathidae.
AUGGACUUGGCGGGUCUUCGGCUUUUGACGCUUUUGACGCUUUUGCAAGGAAUUCACACAGCUCGAGGGAGUUGUGGAAACGAGCAGUUUGAGUGCCUCAGUGGACAGUGCAUCGACAUCAGUUGGAAAUGUGACGGAACCAAAGACUGCACAGACGAUUCCGAUGAGCUCAACUGUCCUUCUCCAACAUGCAACUCACAGCAGUUUAAAUGCGUGACGAGCGGGGAAUGCAUCUCCUCGGCUUUCGUGUGUGACGGCGAGAAAGACUGCGAGGACGGUUCGGAUGAACAACGAGAAUGUGGCAGUCGGACCUGCAGUCCAGACCAGUUCACCUGCCACGAAGGCCAGUGCAUCCCUGCCAAAUACAAAUGCGACCAUGUGAAGGAUUGUGUGGACAACUCUGAUGAAAAUAACUGCAACUACCCACAGUGCACUGAGAAGACGUGUGCCAAUGGUGCUUGUUACAACAACUCUCAGCAUUGCAAUGGAAUCAAAGACUGCAGAGAUGGUUCGGACGAAUAUAACUGUACCACCCACCAUUGUCUCAACCAUGAAUUUCAGUGCGACAAUGGUGUUUGCAUCCCAAAUUUCUUCUUGUGUGACCACUGGGACAACUGUGGCGACAACAGUGACGAGCGUGACUGCGUGUACGGCACCUGUCGCGGAGAUGAGUUCACCUGCGCAAACGGGGCUUGUAUUCCUCAACGCUGGGUUUGUGACCAGCUCAACGACUGCGGUGACUACAGUGAUGAAAAAGACUGCGACAUUGACCACCGUGAGUGCUACCCUGGCGAGUGGGGCUGCCCGGGUUCCGCGGCUUGCAUACCCGUGGGGAAAGUUUGUGACGAGAAGCCAGAUUGUCCCGGUGGAACGGAUGAGACAAACUCCACGACUGGGAAGAACUGCAGCCUGGAUCGCUGCUCAGCCUUGAGCUGCGAAUAUCUGUGCCACGUGUCGCCACAAGGAGGCGCUUGCUACUGCCCUGAUGGUUUCAUUGUAGGGAAUGACAGUCGCUCCUGUGUUGACUACAACGACUGUCAAAUCUGGGGGAUUUGUGACCAGAUAUGCGAAGACCGGCCUGGGACGCAUCGUUGUAGUUGUACCAGUGGAUACAUACUGGAGCUUGGUCAUGUCUGCAGGGCCAAUGUGUCAGACGGACAGCCACAUCUGAUUUUCACAGACGGAGGCGACGUGAUGAUGGCCGACGUACACGGCCGCAACGUACGUAUUCUGGUGCCGGCUCAGGGCAAAGGAUCUGUGGUGGGCGUGGCCUACCACAGGCACAGCGAGACAGUCUUUUGGAGCGACACCGUCAAAAAGAAGGUGUUUUCCGCCAACUACAACGGCGGAAACAUUAAAGAGGUUCUAACAGCGGCGGUUCACAAUGUCCAAAACUUGGCGGUGGAUUGGGUCAACUUUAAACUGUACGUUUUGGACGCGGCGGUGGAGCGUAUCGACGCCUGCGACUUUGAGGGAGGGAAUCGGGUCACGCUGAUUGCGGAGAACCUGCUGAGUCCUCAUGGACUCGUCCUGGACCCAACAGUCGGUUAUAUGUUCUUCACGGACAUGGGCGUGAGCUACGAACAGAUGAAGCUGGAACGGGCCUUCAUGGACGGCAGCAACCGCUUGGAGUUAGUCAAGAACCGACUGGGCAUACCGACCGGAAUAAGCCUGGAUAUCGUCACCAAGCGGGUCUACUGGUCCGACAGCCAUUUUGACACUGUGGAGACUGUCACCUAUCAAGGUUUGAAUAGGAAAGUAGUGCUAAACGGCGGAACGCAGGCCCCGCAUCCCUUUGGACUAGCCGUCUUUGAAAACCAUGUAUUCUUUACGGAUUGGACCAAGAUGGGGGUGGUGAGAGCCAACCGCUUCAACGGCAGCAGCCCCACAUUCCUGUAUCGCACCGCCAAUCGACCUGGUCACAUUGUGGUCUCCCACUCGGUGCUGCAGCCUAUCGUUAUCAACCCGUGCGGGCGGCACAACGGCGGCUGUCAGCACAUUUGCGUCCUGAGCCACCGCACCGACAACGGCGGGCUGGGGUACCGAUGUAAGUGUCGCCUAGGUUACGACUUGCAGACAGACCUUCGGAGCUGCUCCGAGGUAAAGAACUAUUUGCUUGUGGCCACUCACACGGCCUUGCGAGGGAUCCCGCUCCAAGUCUCCCUGCAGGACGUCACCCUUCCCCUCACGGGGCUCGGCUCGUCAUUUUACGGCUCGGCUGUGGAGUUCGACGGCAAAGAGAAGGUUCUGUUCUACAACGACAAGUCCCGGGGGACGAUUUAUAAAUCCAGUUUAAACGGGAGCGCUCAGGAGAUUUUGACAAGCUAUAGGACUUCUGCCGACACCAUGGCCUAUGACUGGACCUCCAAAGUUUUGUUCUGGACUUCGGCCUCCUACCACUCAGUAGUGGCCUUCAGAAUCACAGACAAGUCCCGGCGGGACAUCGUAACUGGAUUGAGGAACCCAAAAGGAAUCGCAGUGCAUCCUGGUGCUGGCUACUUGUUCUGGUCCGACUGGUAUCGUCCGGCGGUCAUCAUGAGGGGCUUCACUGAUGGAAGCAACGCGAUUCCGUUGGUCAACAAAACCCUCGGAUGGCCCAAUGGACUCGUCAUUGACUAUGCACAAAAUCGCUUGUACUGGGCGGACGCCCUCUUCGAUCAGAUUUCUCACGUUAACUUUGAAGGAAACAACCGAGAGACAUUCAGCAAUCUUGGACAGAUCACAAAUCCGUACUCGAUGACUCUUUAUUCAGACUUCCUGUAUGUCGCCGAUACCAGAACCAAAGCGAUUUACCAAAUGAGGAAAAGGGACGGCGGAAGAAUCCAAACGAUCAGACAAGGAAUCGACAACAUCAGGAACAUUAAGGCUUACACAGCAGACUUCCAUAGCAGCAUCACUUCUCGUUGUGAUUCGGUACCGAACGGGCGCUGCAGUCACUUCUGCUUCCCAACGCCGUCCAACUCACGCGUGUGCGGGUGUCCGUACGGCAUGAAGCUGCAGGCCAACAUGCAGGACUGCGUCAAGGACGACAGCGUCCCACCGCCUGACAACAACUGCGGGGAUUACUCUUUCGAGUGCGAUGAGGGACGAUGCCACCCAAACUCCUAUCGGUGCGACGGCUAUUUGGACUGUGUGGAUAAGUCGGACGAAGCCAACUGUACUAAUACAGGAUCGACCUGCUCGCCCUUUGCUUUCACUUGCAACAACAAGCACUGCAUCAUACCCGGGUGGCGCUGCGAUGGCACCGACGACUGCGGUGAUGGCUCAGACGAAGCCGGCUGUCCUACCAACGUGCCCACCACCUGUUCAGCUGGCACCUUCACCUGCGAUAACCACAACUGCAUCUCCAAAUCGUGGCUUUGCGACGGCGACAACGACUGCGGGGACGGUUCGGAUGAGAGAAACUGCAAUGGCACUGCCACAACGUGCGGUCCGGCCUACUUCCUGUGUCCCGACCACCGCUGUAUAUUCAACAGCUACGUGUGUGACGGAGACCAGGAUUGCUUAGAUGGCGCUGAUGAGGAAAAUUGCGAUUUUUCCUGCCCCUCCUAUGAGUUUGCCUGUGCCAGUGGUGACCAGUGCAUCAGCAGCAGUUAUCGCUGCGACGGAGUGUUUGACUGCAAAGACCGUUCCGACGAGCGAGACUGUCCCACUCGGGGUCCCGGUUUGUGCCACGACCACGAGUUCCAGUGUCAAACUGACGGAUUCUGCAUCCCAGUCGAGUGGGAGUGUGACGGCCACCCCGAUUGCGAAGACGGAUCCGACGAGCACGUCACCUGCCCGGCCGUUACUUGCUCUCCCAGCUACUUCCAGUGCCCCAACAAGAUGUGCAUCCCAAAAUACUGGUUGUGCGACGGCGAAAACGAUUGCCGGGACAAUAGCGACGAGCAGAACUGUCCCACGCCGCCGUUCCAGUGUCCCAACGGUCAGUGGAUGUGUCCCACCGACCAGGUUUGCAUUCAGCAAGACAAAGUAUGCGACGGCAAUAAGGACUGCCCGAACGGAGCCGACGAGUCGCCCAUCUGCAACGAAGAGGACUGUAUCCUGAACAACGGUGGCUGCAGCGACAUCUGCGUUCAAGGACCAUUCGGAGCUGAGUGCAAGUGUCUGCCGGGUUUCCAGCUGCUCAACGACUCCAAAACGUGCGAGGACAUCAACGAGUGCCUGAUCCCGGGUUUCUGCAGCCAGGAAUGCUAUAACGAGAGAGGGAGCUUCCGCUGUUACUGCUCCGGAGGUUACCUCUUGGAGCCGGACAAGCGCACUUGCAAAGCUGUCGACCCUCUGGCAGCUGUACUUUUGGUGGCCAAGCGCAGCCAGAUUAUCGGCUACAGGAUCAACGCCAAGCCGCCCACCAUCAGUCCGGUGACGAGCGGUUCAAGCAUCGUGACGGUAGACUUUGACCGCGUAACCUCUAGGGUGUACUGGGCCGACGCCACCCAGAAGAAGAUAUGGAGCGCCUACCAGAAUGGAACUGAGAAACAGGAAAUUUUCUCCACCGGUCUGAUGGUACCAGAGAGCAUCGCGGUGGACUGGGUUGGCAGGAACCUUUACUGGACUGAUUCGGUGAUGGAGAACAUCGAGGUGUCCACUCUGGACGGUCGCUUCCGAAAAGUGCUCCUCACUAAAAACGUCACAAGCCCUCGUGGCCUCGUCUUAGACCCUCGCAACCAUACCAACUUGAUGUUCUGGUCGGAUUGGGGUCAGAAUCCGAGGAUAGAGAAGGCCUACAUGGACGGAAGCCUGAGAGAAGUCAUCGUCAGCACAAAGGUCUACUGGCCUAACGGCUUGGCACUGGACUACACCACUCGCAGGGUGUACUUUGCUGACGCUUACCUCAAAUAUAUCGACUACUGUGAUUACGACGGGAAGAACCGCCAUCAAGUCAUGGCCAGCGAUACGCUUCUCCAGCACCCGCACGGGAUGACCGUAUUUGAGGACAACGUCUACUGGUCGGAUCGCUUCAUCAGUAAGGUGAUGAGCACCAACAAGUUCCACGGCGGCAACGUCACCACGCUGAUGAACAGUGUGUACCAACCCAUGGGCCUGGUGAUGGACCAUCCCGUUAAACAACCAGCAGCCUUCAAUCCAUGCCGGGAACAUUUAUGCAGUCAACUCUGCCUGCUGUCGGGCCUCAGACCAAGAUAUUACACAUGCCACUGUCAGUCUGGAUGGACGCUGAAGGAUGAUAAACGCACCUGUGUUCAAGACAAAACACCCUUCUUGAUGGUAGUAAGAGAUUCCGUGCUCUUCGGAAUCCCUUUGGACCCGGCCGACCUCAACGACAACGCCAUGGAGCCUGUGUCGGGCGUCCGUCAGGGGCGGGACGUCGACUUUGACGACCGCGAUCAGUUUGUCUACUGGGUUGAAACCACUGGUUCAAUUUGGCGAGUGCACACCAACGGUACCGACAGGUCUCAGUUUGCUCCGGCCGCUCUCAUGGGCUCGCCGUCCGGUCUUGCUUUCGAUUGGAUGAGCCGAAUAAUGUACUAUAAUAACCCAGUGGCCAAAUCCAUAGAGGUCGUACGCGUUGAUGGAAGUCAGCAUUAUCGGAAAACGCUCAUCACAUCUACCGGGAAACCAGAAGGAGUAGGAAAUCCUGUUGGAAUUACUGUAGAUCCAGGCAGAGGGAAAUUAUUCUGGUCAGACUCUGGGUCAGACAAUGGGGUCCCUUCCAAAAUUGCCAGUGCGGACAUGGAUGGGAGCAACCUGACUAACCUCUACACGGGAAACCUGGCAAACGUCGGCUACAUAGCCGCUGAUAUUUCAACCAGGAAGCUUUACUGGGGCGUGUCGGGCUCAGGAGUGAUUGAGAGCGGCACUAUGGACGGGGCGAGCCGGGUAACGGUGGUCAGCGGCCUGUCCCGCCCGUGCGGGCUGACUAUCUACAAGAGCCAUCUCUAUUACACGGACGUUGACUACCAGGUCAUUGAGAGAGUGGACAAAGACACGGGUGCCAACAUGGUGGUGAUGAGGAGCGGCUUGGCCCAACUGCGUUCCAUCAAAGUGCACGCCAGAGACGAAUCGGCAGGGAGCUCCAACGCUUGCAGCUCCAACAACGGAGACUGUCCUCACCUGUGUCUACCCAAACCCAACAACAAACGAACCUGCGCCUGCACCACCGGCUUCCACCCGUCUCCGGACGGCACGCGUUGCGAGGAGUUCGAGUCUUUCGCCGUGGUCUCCACGCCCAAGUACAUCCGCGGGUUCCACAUCAAUAGCUCGGAUCAUUCGGAGGCCAUGGUUCCCAUCGGCGGACCUUCUUACAGCGCUAAUGAGGGCUUGGGUCUCCACAUAGAGUCUGGCUACAUCUACUGGAUUGAUAACGGCACCUCUUCCUCUUAUAAGGGCAUUUAUAGGAGCAAAACAGAUGGAUCAAACGUCCAAAAAGUGGUCUCAGGUGGCAUCGGCAGAGGAGGCAUCCAGGGCAUUGCAGUGGACUGGGUUGCUAAUAACCUGUACUUCACCAACGCCUUUGAAAGCGAGACCUUCCUGGAAGUGCAGGCCAUCAACACUUCGUACCGACUGAUCCUCUUCAAGUCCGUCCACGACCGACCCCGCGACCUGGCCGUCAACCCCAAACAGCGCUACCUUUUCUGGACCGACUCGGGCCAGACGCCCAAGAUAGAGCGCGCCCUGCUGGACGGCACAAACCGCACCGUGCUGGCUUCUGAGAGUCUGUCAACUCCUCGCGGCCUCACUGUCGAUUACAACAACGAUUUUCUCUAUUGGACGGACGACACUCUGGACAUGAUCUCUCGUAUGUAUAUGGACGGCUCACAGAGGGAGAUAAUCCGCUUCGGGAGUCGCUGUCCAGCUCCUACUGGGGUCGCUAUACUUGGAAACGUCAUGCUGUGGGUGGAUAAAAGACUUGGGAAGCUCUUCCAGGCCAGUAAAGAACCAGGCAACCUUAACCAGUCCGAGGUAAUCCGGGACAACCUGGCUGCCGCCUCCGACGUGGCCAUCUUUGAUCCUCACGUCCAACCCUUAGCGGCCCACCAAGUGGGCUUCAACCCGUGUCACGAGGACAACGGCCGCUGCCAGCAACUCUGCUUCGCCAUCCCCAACCAGGACCACCCGAAAUGCGCUUGCGCUCACGGCUCGCUCCUCAGCAACGGAAUCACCUGCGGCUACGGCCAAGAUGAUUUUCUCAUUUUCACCACAGACUACACACUGAACAGUAUGAGGCUGGACCCGCAGGAUCACAGCACUCCUUUCCCUACAUUUCAAUUAGGCUACAACUUGAUGGGAUUGGAUUUCGACUAUAGGGAGCGGCGCGUUUUCUUCACCCAGUACAAGGGCAUAGGAAGGAGCAUAAUUGGCUACAUCACCACCACGUCUGUCGGUAGUGCACCGACUAUUAUCGCUUCAAAUCUGGAGGACCCUGAAGGCUUGGCGUACGAUUGGGUCAACAAACGUGUCUACUACACCGACUACUAUGCUAAGAAUGUGCAGUCCAUCGGCUUGGACAGAGGGAACCGCACAAUCAUUGCCCACGCAAACCGUCCCAGAGCUAUCAUCGUGGAUCCUUGCUAUGGUUACUUGUACUGGACCGAUUGGGCAAGCCCUGCCAAAAUUGAACGAGCCACACUAGGCGGAAACUUCCGAACGUCCAUCAUUAACAGCGGCUUGUCUACACCCAACGGCCUUGCUAUUGACUUUGAAGAGAGGAUGUUGUACUGGGCUGACGCUUCACAAGAUAAAAUCGAACGGUCCACCCUGACAGGCGCAAACAGACAAGUGAUCUUGCUGGGAGUUCAGUACCCCUUCGCCAUGACAGUCUUUAAGCAGGACAUCUUCUGGACCGACUGGUCGGAGAGAGGCGUCUUUCGGGCAGGAAAAGAAGAUGGUUCUGGCGUGGUGGUGCUAGGCCAGGAUCUUCAGUACCGGCCCAAUGAUAUUCACGUCUUCUCUUCGUCCAAGCAAGAGAGUUGCUCGAGUUCCUGCUUGCAGUUCAAUGGAGGGUGUAGUCAUGUCUGUGUACCUGGGCCAACGGGACCAGAGUGUCAAUGUCCCCACGAAGGCAAGUGGUACCUGGCCAAUAAUGGCAAGGACUGCAUCCAGGACAACGGGAAGCGCUGCCAACCCAAUCAGUUCACCUGUCUGAAUGGUAACUGCAUCUCGCAAAACUGGAAAUGCGACGGCUUCAACGACUGCAAGGACGACUCGGACGAGCUGGAGAGAGUGUGCGCCUUCCACACCUGCUCGAGCUCUCAGUUCACCUGUGACAACGGCCGCUGUGUCUCGCUCAGCUACGCCUGCGACCACACCGACGACUGCGGCGACAACAGUGACGAGCGCGGCUGCCCUUUUCCCACAUGCAACCCGGAUACGGAGUUCACCUGCAACAAUGGCCGCUGCAUCAGCGCCGCCUUCAUUUGCGACGGCUACAACGACUGCCGCGACAACGCCACCUCAGAUGAAAUCAACUGCCCUGACAGGCAGUGUCCCUCUGGUAAGGUGAAAUGCGAGAACACUAACAUCUGCAUCUACCCUGACAACCUGUGUGACGGAUACAACAACUGCGGCGACAACAGCGACGAGAAUCCGCUCUUCUGCGAGGGCCGCACGUGUCCACCCAACAAAUUCCAAUGUGACAGUGGUAAGUGCAUCCCUGAAGUCUGGGUGUGCGAUACCUACAAGGACUGCGAAGACGGAACGGAUGAACCGCCCACCUGCGAGCAUCAAGUGCAAACUUGCAGCACAAACCAGUUCACGUGCACAGAUGGGAACUGCAUCCCUCCGUUUUUAGUGUGCGACGGCAACAAUGACUGCGGGGAUGACAGUGACGAGGCUCCUGAACUGCAGUGUGGCCAGCGUACGUGCAGCUCGGACCAAUUCACCUGCCCGACCUGGUUACCGGGUUACCCACGCUGCGUGUCCCUAAAUUACGUUUGCGACGGUGACAAAGACUGUGCCGAUGCCGCCGACGAGCUCCAGAACUGCCCUAAUCGGACCUGCCACAUGAAUGAGUUUAAGUGCAACAACGGUCUUUGCAUCUAUUUCCCCUUUCGUUGCGACCACGUCAACGACUGCGGGGACGGCAGCGACGAGCUGGGCUGCACUUACGAUACUUGCAGCAGCUCCCAGUUCACCUGCGGCAACGGAGCCUGCAUCUUCUCCACUUACGUUUGCGACGGAGAGAGCGACUGCCUGGACGGAUCAGACGAGGCGGACAGGCUAUGCGUGACGCCGCGACCCACGUGCUCGCCUCAGCAGUACUUGUGCAAGUCUGGAGAGUGCAUCGAUUUGAAGAACGUGUGCAACGGAGUGAAGGACUGCCAGGACAACAGUGACGAGAAAGGCUGCGGAAUCAAUGAGUGCCUGAACCCUGCUCUCCACCAGUGCGCCCAGCAAUGCACGGACACCCUCACCGGUUACUUCUGCUCCUGCAACCCCGGCUUCCAGCUCAUGCCCGACGGCAAAGCCUGCGAGGACGUGGACGAGUGUCUUAGCACGCCGUCCGUCUGCAGUCAGAUCUGCGACAACACCGUCGGCUCCUACCAUUGCAAAUGCGCCCCGGGAUACCUGCGGGAACCUGACGGUCGCGGCUGCCGCCAGAACAGCGGCGUUGAGCCGUACCUACUGUAUACCAAUCGCUACUACAUCCGCAACUUGACUACGGAUGGGUCCAGGCUUAGCAUUGUGCUGCAGGGGCUCUCCAACGCGGUGGCGUUGGAUUACGACUAUUCCGAAAAGUGGCUUUACUGGUUCGACGCCGGAGUAGGGAAGAUGGAAAGGAUGCGUUUCAAUGGUUACGGCAGAGAGGUUCUGAUGGACGGCGUGUUCGGCGUAGAGGGCCUGGCUCUCGACUGGGUGGGCAGGAAGUUAUACUGGACGGACGGUUACUAUGGCUCCAUUCACGUGAUGGAGUUAGAUGGGCGCUACAAAAAGAAGCUAAUCACCGGCCACUUCACAGAGGGAAAUGUCACUUAUACCGUCACCCGACCUAGGGCGGUGGCUGUCAACCCCAAAUACGGGUACUUGUAUUGGACCGACUGGGCGGACACUCCGUAUAUCGCCAGGGCGGGCAUGGACGGAAGCAACGUCAGCGCUAUUAUAACUGCCAAGCUGGAGUGGCCAAACGCGCUAACUAUUGACUACACCACCAAUAAGAUUUUCUUUGCCGACGCCCAUCUCAACUUUCUCGACUUCGCCGACAUGGACGGCAAGAACCGCCACCGGACGCUCGCCGGUACACUGCCACAUGUCUUUGCGGUGUCCCUCUUUGAGGACACGCUCUAUUGGACCGACUUGAACACGCACUCUGUGGAAAAGGCCCACAAAUACACCGGUGACGGGCGCAUGGUCAUGGGCAACAACACUCACCGACCGUAUGACCUUAAUGUUUGCCACCCCUACAGGCAACUCAAAAGCGAGAACCCGUGCUCCUCCCACAGUUUAACCUGCAGUCAUCUGUGUCUGAUUGCACCCGGCGGGCAGAGAGCUACCUGCGAGUGUCCAGAUAACUUUAUUGGAAUUUCCGUGGGCUUCAAGAUCCAAUGUGUUGCCGACUGCUCCAGCACGCAGUUCCGUUGCGGGGACAACGAAAGGUGCAUUCCUAUAUGGUGGAAGUGUGACGGCCAAUCCGACUGCGGGGACGGCUCGGAUGAACCGCAAACUUGCCCGACCCGCAUUUGCCCCAUCGGCCGCUUCCAAUGUCAAGAUGGAAACUGCACAUAUCCCGGAUUCCUCUGCGACGGCCACCCGGACUGUCCCGAUGGUUCUGACGAGGACGCCGCCCUCUGCAGUGACCACCGCUGUGAGGACAACCAGUUUCAGUGCAAGAACAAGCAAUGCAUCCCCAUGUCGAUGCACUGCGACGGCUUCAAGGACUGCUCGGAUGGCAGCGACGAGGAUGCCGAAACCUGCGCACAGAAGACGUGUCGACCUGGACAGUUCCAGUGCACUAAUGGGAACUGCCUACCGGCGAGCUAUGUGUGCGACGCGCAGGACGACUGCGGAGACGGAUCUGACGAACCUUACGACACCUGCAUGGGCCCAGACUACAAGUGCGACGAAACCGAGUUCUCCUGCAAGACAAACUAUCGCUGCAUUCCUCAGUGGGCCCGAUGCGACGGCACCAACGACUGCAUCGACAACAGCGACGAGCAAGGCUGUGAGGAAGUGACAUGUGACCCGCUGGGUGAUUUCCGUUGCGACAACCACCGAUGCGUCCCCAUUCGCUGGAAGUGCGACGGCAGCAACGACUGCGGCGACAACUCGGACGAGAGGGACUGCCAGCCGAGACCCUGCUCCGAGAGCGAGUUCCGAUGCGACAAUUUGCAGUGCAUCCCCGGGAAUUGGGUGUGCGACCACGACGACGAUUGCGGCGACAACUCGGAUGAACGGGAUUGCGAGCUGCAAACGUGUCCUCCAGGCAAGUUCCAGUGCGACUCGGGUCACUGCGUGCCUGCUGUGCUGCAGUGCGAUGGCAUACCGCACUGCCAGGAUCUCUCUGAUGAGACCAGCUGUCCUACUCGUUAUCCGGGAGGCCGGUGGUGCCCCCUGGACCAAUUCCAGUGUGCCAACCAUCUGUGUCUCAACAUGGCCUGGGUGUGUGACGGCACCGACGACUGUGGCGACCACUCUGACGAAGAGCUCGCUUCGUGCUUGAACAUCACUUGCGAGAUGCCGUCUCGAUUCCGCUGCGACAACGGCUACUGCGUUCUCUCCGGCCUGCUGUGCAACAAGAAGGACGACUGUGGGGACGGCAGUGAUGAAAAGGAGGAACUUUGUCGGCCGGCCACGUUGGCCCCCUGCACACUGGACCAGUUUAAAUGCACCAAUGGACACUGCGUGCCUCUGCCGUAUGUCUGCGACCACAACGACAACUGCGGGGACCGAACGGACGAGUUGGGAUGCAAUUUCGGCCACGACCGCAACUGCGAGGAGAAGAAGUGCCAGCAGCAGUGCACCAACUUGAACGGCACCGGGUUCAUUUGCUCAUGCAGUCCUGGAUACGUUGUGGACCCGGACAACACCUACACUUGCUUGGACGUCAACGAGUGCGAGAUAUUCGGGAUCUGCCCUCAACUGUGCAAGAACACCAAGGGGGGUUACGACUGCGAGUGCGCCCCCGGCUACCGCAAAGUCGGCAACGGCGAAAUGUGCGAGGCCGAAGGCGCCACUCCUAUGCUACUUCUCCCCGAGAGCAUCCGCAUCCGAAGGUUCAACCUGCAGACUGGAGGCUACCACGACUUCAUCCAGGAGAGCGAGCGCAUCAUGGCACUGGAUUACGACUGGGAUCACAACAACACCGGAUUCAGUAUGGUUUACUUCACUGUGGCCAGAAAGGACUCUGAACCGGGUGGUAUUAAGAGAGCUUAUAUACCCUCAAUUGACGAUGGCAGCAACAACAUCGGCGCCGCUGUCGACCUUGAUAUCAAAUACAUCACCACGCCGGAUGGCAUCGCUGUGGACUGGGUGGGCAGGCAUCUGUACUGGGCCGACUCCAAGCUGAAGAGGUUAGAGGUGGCUAUGUUGGACGGACGCUACAGGAAGCACCUCGUCAAAACCGAACUGGGACACCCGUCUGCCGUGGCGGUCAACCCACGACUCGGAAUGCUGUACUGGUCAGACCGUGGAGAAGAAGCCAAGAUUGAAUGUUCCUGGUUAGAUGGCCAAAAGAGGAAAGUCCUGGUGGGGCAAAACAUGGGUUGGCCCACCGGCCUGUCCAUCGACUUCACCAAUAAUGACAGAAUAUACUGGUCGGACUCCAAGGAGAACCGUAUCGAGUCCGUUCUGCCUUCAGGAGAAGACCGCAGAACCGCAGUCUUCAUCGAUUUGAGAAACCCGCUCAGUGUGAGCGUGUUUGAAGACCACGUUUACUGGAACACGCAAGAGAAAGGCGAGAUCUUCCGGCAGGACAAGUUCGGUAGCGGGACCAAGACCAAGCUGCUGACUGUUGGACCCUGGCUGACGCAAGUUUCUAUCUACCAGCAGCAGCGAUACAACUCCAUUAACAUGAAGAAUCCAUGCAAAGGAACAUGCAGCCACCUGUGUCUUCUUCGCCCGGGCGGCUACACGUGCGCUUGUCCCGAAGGCACCGAUUUUGUCACUGGAAGUAACACGAAAUGCGAUGCCGGGUUUGACCCUCCGCCCACCAUGCCGCCACCGUGCCAGUGUCAAAAUGGCGGCACGUGCUACUUUGAUGACAACAAGGCUCUUUGCAAGUGUCCUCCAGCUUGGGAAGGUGACUACUGCCAGACGAGUGUCUACGACGUGGUGGCGUCAUCAAUCGGCAUCGCCAUCGGAGUGACCAUCGUCAUCUUGCUUCUGCUGGUCGGCCUAGUUUAUGCUGCUAGGAAGAAGUCCGACUUAAUUGAUAGAGUCAGGGACAGCCUUCCGUCCAUGCCGUCAAUGCCUUCCAUACCUUCUAUGCCGUCCAUGCCUUCAAUGCCCAACCUCCCUUUCUUCAGAAAAAGUUCACCUCCAAAUGCAUCCGAUUCAGAAGACGCUGAACCUAGGCUGAAUUCAGAGGCGGUUCCAUGCAUAUCCUUGGUGGAGCCGGAGCAGAAGAGUUUUGAGAAUCCGUCUUAUUCGACCGGACCGCAACCCGGCGCCAAGCGCACGCCCACCACCGAAGCCGCUCCCAGUGGAAAAAGCCAGGAGAGCAUCACUAAUCCAUUUUACAUGGAGGAGGUGAAGGUCCCGGACGAGCCCCCCAGAAUGAGCCCCACCAAAGCGUCCACUUCCAACAAGGGGGCUUUUGAGAAUCCGGCGUACAGCUCAGAGACCGAAGACGCCCCUUCGCCACCAGCCACUUCAAGAGCACAGAGAUUCGAACCUAUCGCCGAUGAGGGAUUAGUGUCUUUCCAAAACCCAGAGUACUUGGAGAAUGGCGACCAGCCGAGCAAGGAGGAGAAGAGAAGGGAGGAGGGAAACGGGACACAAAUAAAACCUCAUGUAUGA